ACUAGUUUGUAAAACGAAAAAAAAACCAAGAACGAGAUGAGUGGUCCGGCUAUAGUUGCCUGUUUAUGUGCGUUCAGUAUCUUUAUAAAUGGAGCAACUACAGAAGGACCGUGGAACGAUCAGCCUCAGGGAUAUGCAUGGCAAAAUCCAUGGUUGCCACUAGUGCCAAGGCCUGUGGGACUAGUACGCCCAGCCAGAUUACAAUCAAGCUCAUUACCUAAAACAUUACCAGCAAGAAUGGACUGGCCUCGUGAUGGUCUCAUCCCUUCAGUUACUUCAGGGCAGUAUUGGAAAUCACCACAAUCAAGACUGAGUUAUGGACAGGAUUACGAUGUUAUUCAACCACUAGGAUCCAGCAUUCAGCCGCUAGAAUCUAGCAUUCGACCAUUAGCAUCUAGGAUUUCUAAUUUCCAACCACUAGGAUCUAACAUACGAUCACUAGAAUCUAGUAAUCGACCAUUAAGAUCUAUCAUUCUACCGACAGUGACUAAUAAUCAACCAAUUCAAUCUAGUUUUCAACCACUAACAUCUAAUAUUCGACCUCUAGAAUUUAACAUUCGACCACUACAAUCUACCUUUCAAUCACUAACAUCCAAUGUUCAACCACUAGGAUCUAACAUUCUACCACUAGGAUCUAGCGUUCGACCAUUAGAAUCUAUCAUUCGACCUCUGCAAUCUACUCUUCAAUCACUAACAUCCAGUGUUCAACCACUAGGAUCUAGCAUUCGACCACUAGAAUCUAACAUUAUACCACUAGAUUCCAGCAUUCGACCAUUAGAAUCUUCACUUGAAUCUAGGAUUCGACCACUAGAACCUAACAUUCUACCACUAGGAUCCAAAAUUUCACCAUUAGAAUCUUCACUUGGACUUAGCAUUCGACCACUAGAAUCUAACAUUUUACCACUAGAUUCCAGAAUUCGACCAUUAGCAUCUUCACUUGGACCUAGCACUCGACAAAUAGAAUCUAACAUUUUACCACUAAGUUCCACCAUUCGACCAUUAGAAUCUUCACUUGGACCUAGGAUUCGACCUUUAGAAUCUAUAAUAGAUGAAAUGGUAUCCCCAGUGAUACAAUACCAACCAACCACAACAGAAGUUGAACCGAUAGAGGUAUUAUUUGAACAACCAGGUGAAAAUGUAGUAAUAAUAGAUAAUGCAAUGGAUCGACCAGAAGCAGUAGUUUUAUCAACAGCAACCUACGGGACACUUGGAGUACCAGGUUAG
Molecule: messenger RNA, 1224 nt
Organism: Galleria mellonella (greater wax moth)
Lineage: Eukaryota; Metazoa; Arthropoda; Insecta; Lepidoptera; Pyralidae
Exons: 3
Coding region: 37-1224 (395 amino acids)
Source: RefSeq, a predicted model, not a curated record